Syzygium oleosum is the source of this 1452-nucleotide messenger RNA. RefSeq names its product magnesium-chelatase subunit ChlI, chloroplastic. Gene Ontology annotation, molecular function: ATP hydrolysis activity; ATP binding; magnesium chelatase activity. Lineage: Eukaryota; Viridiplantae; Streptophyta; Magnoliopsida; Myrtales; Myrtaceae. Gene Ontology annotation, cellular component: chloroplast stroma. The transcript has 3 exons. Gene Ontology annotation, biological process: chlorophyll biosynthetic process. The record is from RefSeq and is a predicted model, not a curated record. Bases 70 to 1329 code for a protein of 419 amino acids.
AUAAAUAAAUCUGACAGAAAAUCUAUGUGAGGCUAAGCGAGAGAAGCACUAGCUCCGUGACACGAAGCCAUGGCGUCUCUGCUCGGAACUUCUUCCACAGCAAUCUUGGCCUGUCGACGCCUCUCUUCAUCAUCACCUAUCUUCCCACCUUCAAUUUCAGUGCAGAAUCAUGGCAAGAAAUGCUAUGGAGGGAUUGGGUUUCAGACCAAGAGAGGGAGGUCGCCGUGGCAUCUUGCCGUCACCAAUGUUGCAACUGAUGUCAAUUCUGUUGAGCAGGCUCAGAAGCUUGCCUCUAAGGAGAGUCAGAGGCCGGUCUAUCCUUUCGCGGCUAUAGUCGGGCAAGAUGAGAUGAAGCUAUGCCUCUUACUAAACGUGAUUGAUCCUAAGAUUGGUGGUGUCAUGAUUAUGGGAGAUAGGGGCACCGGAAAAUCCACAACGGUCCGAUCAUUGGUCGAUUUACUCCCUGAGAUCGAGGUGGUCGCUGGCGACCCGUAUAACUCGGACCCUAAAGAUCCUGAAUCCAUGGGCGUUGAAGUUCGGGAACGAGUGAUAAAAGGGGAACAAGUCCCUGUUGUGUCGACCAAAAUCAACAUGGUGGAUUUGCCACUGGGAGCUACAGAAGAUAGGGUUUGCGGUACGAUCGAUAUCGAGAAAGCCCUCACUGAGGGUGUCAAGGCAUUUGAGCCAGGCCUUCUUGCUAAAGCUAACAGAGGGAUUCUUUAUGUGGACGAAGUUAACCUUCUGGAUGAUCACUUGGUGGACGUUCUUUUAGAUUCCGCCGCCUCGGGAUGGAACACUGUGGAGAGAGAAGGAAUUUCCAUUUCGCAUCCCGCUCGAUUCAUUCUCAUUGGCUCAGGAAAUCCCGAAGAAGGGGAGUUGAGACCGCAGCUUCUUGAUCGGUUCGGUAUGCACGCACAGGUAGGGACAGUGAGGGAUGCGGAACUGAGGGUGAAGAUCGUGGAGGAGAGAUCGAGAUUCGACAAGAACCCCAAGGAGUUCCGUGAUUCUUACAUAGCAGAGCAAGAGAAGUUGCAGAAGCAAAUAUCCUCAGCUAGGAGUAAUCUCUUUUCUGUCCAGAUCGAACGAGAUCUCAAGUUGAAAAUCUCCAAGGUUUGCGCUGAGCUCAAUGUCGAUGGAUUAAGAGGAGAUAUCGUGAGUAACAGAGCAGCUAAGGCCUUGGCUGCUCUGAAGGGAAGAGACAAUGUAACCGCGGAAGAUAUUGCCACUGUGAUUCCAAACUGCUUGAGGCAUCGGCUUCGCAAAGAUCCCUUGGAAUCAAUUGACUCGGGACUACUGAUCAUCGAAAAGUUUUAUGAGGUUUUCAGCUGAGGCAGGUAGCGAAACGACUCUUUUCCCUUGCUGAAAUUACUUUUUUCCCCCUUCCCACUGUAAUUCUUGCAUUGUAGCUGUUCUUUAAUGAAUGAAAUCUUAAGUGGAGUGGCAUUUCAGUUC